Molecule: messenger RNA, 4457 nt
Organism: Lingula anatina
Lineage: Eukaryota; Metazoa; Brachiopoda; Lingulata; Lingulida; Lingulidae
Cellular component (GO): cytoplasm
Molecular function (GO): ubiquitin binding
Source: RefSeq, a predicted model, not a curated record
UCUUAAAGCAGAUUUGUUUGAAAUUAAUUUCAAUUCCUAUCAUGAUUGUUAUUACUAGCAAUGUGCUUCGGGAAUGUCUGUAGUCUACUAUCAGCUGAUUUUGUUGUUUUUAAUUUUGUUCCUCUAUCAAUGUCUUUAAGUGGUAGUUAGGGUCUCCAUGGGGAGUUAACUGUAGCGAGAAUGAAAUAACUUUCAUAGACCUUCAUAAAUGUUUUUUGAAUUAAGCCACUACUGCUCCGUACAUGUGGCAGUCGGGUUCACUGGCGGCUGUUGGUAGUAAGGGUUUUAUACAGUAGGCAGACUUGUCAAGGCACUUUAGUAUAAGGAUAGGAAAUAAAGCCUAACCUUAACUAAAUUAAAACCAAAAGUCUGGUCUAUUUUGACUGAAGAUUGUGUUUCCAAUCCAGCCGCUCAAGUAAGUCAAAGUGGGUAAGCUCCAGUCCAGUGUGUUUAGUCUACUGUUGAAUUCUACUGGGCAGACUUCUCCUUUUGUUAUUGAGCCUGUGGCAAGCAAGUAUAGCAGAGACACUGACAUAACAGUAGUUCAUUGCCAUAAGUCAGUUACAGAUCAAGGCCUUUUGUUUGACACAAGAACCAAGGCAGUGAUGGCCCAACCAGCGCAAGAAGGAGUGAAAGAAAAAAUUCAAGCAGUACGUGAAGUGGUGCCAGGCAGAAGCAACAACGAGAUCAUUCUUGUCCUUCAGUAUUAUGAGUACAACAUAGACCAAGCUAUUGCAGCAUUUCUUGAAGAUGGUGCCAAGGCAGCUCUACAGGAGUGGCAUUAUCCAGGAAAUAAGGCCCCUAGUAAAAAGAAGAAAAAGAAUAAAAAACCACAGCAACAGCAACUAGAGAGUGGUGAUAUACAGACUUCUGCUCAGUCAAGUGUAGCUUCAGUCCAACCUUUGACCAAUGGGAAUUCACAGCAUGUGACUUAUGGUCCAUCAGGGAAAGCUGAGCCAAAUAUACAGCAGUCUCAGUCCUCAGGUAGUGAUAAGACCACAAAGGAGGCAUCCCCUGCACCUCAACAGCCACGCCAUCAGAGACAGAGAAGGGGGAGAACACCCCCUUCAACAGAAGCUCAAACUGCAAACCAAAGCUCAAGUCAAAGCUUGUCUGAUAAAACAGUAACAGAAACUUCUGAAAAACAGACUGAUCGCUCUAAGGUGCAGGGUCAAGGUUAUGUUGACAAAGGACAAGGUGAAGGGAGCGUUGACCAACAUCAAGUUCCAGCUCAUCCUGUUGUUGCACAGGAGAAAAAAGGAGGACAUUCCGACAACAGACCAAGAAGUAGAACUGGGAGCUUACACAAAAAGCCUGAACACAAAGUUGUCACUACAACCAAGACCGAUGAGACAGGAGGUGCCCAUGCUCAAGGGUCUCAGUUGGGACCACAGCACAGACCUAGAGCUGGGUCUCAUCAUAAACAACACAAGCAGCAAGGUUCGCACACCGCAGAUCAUGGCUCUGGUGCAGGCCACUCAGGUCAAGGUCGCAUAUCGUCAGCCUCAGCAAGAGGGCACAGAGGACCACAUGCAGGCCUAGAGAAGUCCACUAAAGACCUUCAGCGCCAGACCAUAUCAUUGCAUAGGCUGAAAGAAAAGUUUUCAGAAGAAAUGGACAAAGAUUACAAACACAUACAAUCAGUAUUUGAAGAGCUUCACAAAGAAUUAAAUGAAAGAGAAGCUCUGUUAAUGUUUGAAAUGGAUAAAGUUAAACAGAAAGCAUUGGAUGUGUUCAGCAUGAGGCAAGAGAAGGCAGUGGAACUGAAGCAAAGCACGGAGAGAGCUCAGCAGAUGAAUGAUCACCAACUAUCUGACCUGAGAGCAGACAUAAAGAUGUUUGUGAGCGAUCGCAAAAUAGAUGAAAAUUUGGGAAGCACUACAAGAUUCCUCUGCAGCACUGAUCACCUAGUCCAGGAAGUCCGGCAAUUUGGAGAAGUGGUCCCAGUGAAGGCGAUAUACUCCACACGUCGUCCUUCCAUUUCCUCAGUCAGCAGUAGUGUAGUGAGCUAUGAUGAUGUGUUGUCUCCCACUUUGUCUGUUACCUCACCACCACCAGUGUUCGAAGGCAAUAAAGAUCCUUUUCCAGUAACCCAAGCUGUGAAAAAACAACAUGAGGAAGACACAGGUAUGGAAAAAGCACCAUCGGCACCUCUACUGCAUUCAGAUACAUUGACAACGCAGGAACUGGUGGAGCUGCAGCUUCGUUUGCAGGACUCUCUGAAAAAACAGGGUCUUCCUGUGCAUUCACCUCCAAGAAGGGCACCUGCACCCUCUAACCAGAGACCCACCAAGACACAGGAGAGAUAUGAUACAACAGAAACACAAGGAGAUGAGAAAAAGAGUCGCAAUGCAAAGAGGCGCCAAAAGGAACGUGAAAGGCAGAAAAAGCGCCGAGAAGAGAGUCAGCAAGCAAAUCAGUCUGGUAUUCCAUCUGGUGCAGCACCAAGACAGCAACAGCAAAAUCAACACAAGCGACCAGCCUCUCCACAUAAAAAUCCAACUGCUGGAGGAAACAAGAAAGACCACUCAAGUAAGCCCCAGUCAGAGAAUAAGGUCCAGAACAGACGAGCACCUUCCCCACAGAAGAAACCUUCUCUGAACCCUGCCAGCAGCCCUGGCAAACAGGAUGGCGGAAAUGAUAAAGCACAGCAUGGGACACACCAAAGGGACAGGAAAUCUCAAGAAAGACAGGUAAAGAAGGGGCAUGGUGUACAACCAGGUGAAAAUAAAGACGCUAAGCCUGCACAGGAUAAAGUGGUGGAUGUUGAAUUGAAUGCAGACAACAAGACUGUAACUGCUGAAGUCAGUAAGACUGAGGCUAAAGUCAGUAAGACCGAGGCUGAAGUCAGUGACCAGCAGGGGGCCCCACCUGCAAAAGAGAAUGGGUUGGAUGGACCAAAUAUCAACCAAGAUAAUUUAAUGAACUCUACAAUCCCUGCUGAACCAACCAACAUUGUGAGGGAAACAAACGGCAACGUACCAGUCAAAGAUGCAAACAUGAAUGAAACAACAAUUAAAGACAAUGAAGCAAUAAAUGACAUUGAAACCAAAGUUGCUGCUGAAAAUGAAAAAGAUCUCUUAACAGAUCACGAUGCUUUGCCUCAGCGGAAACCCAGGGAGCAUACAACUACUAAAAAAUCUACAGCAAUUUUGAAUGGUGACAUUGACAUUGUGAUGAAUGGGGAAGUCCAUGAAGUAAAUGGUCUGGAUCACAAGGACUGAAAUCGUAUGUUCUGCAAGUUCUGUGCAAUACAGCAGCAAAGGACUUCACCUAUAAACAACCUUGAUAUGUUCAUAUAGUGAUCGUAAGGUCUUGUUGAUCUUAACACCUCCUUUGUGUGAUAGAACCCAAUUGUAACAUAAAAAAGUAUGGUGAUACUUGGGGUUUGAUUGAAAACUUAAUGGUGCUAUAUUGUAAGUACAAGUAGUAAGUAGUCUUACAAAUAUUUCUAAAAAUUGAAGUCAUAUAUUUAGAUAUCUUGCUCAGCCCAUUAAAAAGUGUUGAAUUUAUCAAUGAUGCAAUUCCUAUGGGAAACUGCUCUUGAUCUGUCCUAGUGACAUCUCAAUGUCAGCAUAGGAGAACAGGUAUUUUCUGUUACAUCUGUAAUGUGAGAAGCUGGCUGAAGGUCCUUAACAGUAUGCACUGUUGAUAGAUGUGACUACACUUGUUAUUUAAGCAGGGAUGCCUAUGUAUGUCCAUGCUUGUAUACAUCUAUAAGGCCAUACUGACAGCCAAGUAUGUGUAAAUGUGUCCAAAUAUUUAUUUUCAAAUGAAGCAAUAAUGUAUAUAGUAUUAAAGAAGAAAAUUGGUAAGACAUAUCCAGGAGUAAUUCUAUCAGAUAAAGGACAGAGAUGCACUCGCUUUAUGCAGUAGUCCUGUAUAUGCAACAACAUAUGGUAACUGAAUUCUUAUUUGUACAUGUUAAAAUCAAAGUGUUUGUUAAUGCUAGUCAAUGGAGAGAAAAGAGAUAAAGCAGUUUUGAUUCACUUAAAGGCAUAGGGGCAAAUUAUUGUUGGAAAUGUCUCUCAUGAAAUAGAUUUUACUUGUUCUAUUCAUUCAUUUCCAUCACUUUCCAAUGUCAGCUUUAUUAUGAUUGAAGACACUACAUUUUCAGAUUUAAAAUAUAUAUUUGGUUGUGCCAACCAAAAUCCAUACUUCAUCUUGCUAUUUUAGGUCACCUAGUUUUGACUGUCAGUGAAAUUUGAAUCUGUCAAAUCUGAAAUAUGUAUACAUACUUGCUGGUAGUAACCAAAGGUAUUUUAUUUUGAUAGUAAUCAUUUGCUCACUAUGUCUUCAAUAUUUGUAUAUGUCUAACUUGGGUUUGCUUUUGAAUUCCACAAACUGCAAUUGAGGAUGGCUUAUCUAGUCUAUUAUAGGUAUUGAAAAGGGCCAAAUUGGGCAUUGCUUUCAGGUAAUUUUCAAUAGUUAUGAAUAUUUGGUAAAAAAAAAAAAAA